UUUUAUGAGAGGUCCAGGGGCUAUAUAAAGGCAAGACUCAAUGCCUGGUGAGUAUCCCACAACAACCUGAGCUACAGCAAUAAUGUACUGCCUCCCUGUCCUACUGCUGUCUUGGGCUACGCUGUCUGCUGCCUUCCCUGCAGCAUCUCAGGAAGAUCUGGAAGGCAAAUAUGGAAAAAUGGCACAGAAAUAUCUGGAGAAGUUCUAUGACAUGAAAACUACUGGAAGGCCAGUUGGAAGAAAAACCAACAAUAAUCCAUUUGUUAAGAAGCUUCAAGAAAUGCAAGCAUUCUUUGGUCUGGAAGUGACAGGAAAACUGGACCAAAAGACUGUAAAAAUGAUGGAAAAACCUCGUUGUGGUGUCCAUGACAUUGGGGAGUACAGCACAGUGGAUAAAAGUUCUGCCUGGCAGAAAAAUGACAUCACCUACAAAAUUGUGAAUUUCACACCCGACAUUCCAAGAGCUGAUGUGGAGUCCUCCAUCAAAAGAGCGUUCAAAGUCUGGAGUGAUGUGACCCCACUGACUUUCACCAGGGUCUAUGAAGGAGAUUGUGAUAUUGAAAUCCAAUUUGUUUCUGGAGAUCACGGUGAUAACAGUCCAUUUGAUGGACCUGAUGGAAUUUUAGCACAUGCUUUCCAGCCUGGGCCUCGGAUUGGGGGUGAUACUCACUUUGAUGAUGCUGAAACAUUUACAAAAAACAGCCAACAGUACAAUUUGUUUCUGGUGGCUGCUCAUGAAUUUGGCCACGCUCUUGGCCUUAAUCACGCCACGGACCAAGGAGCCCUAAUGUAUCCCACUUACCCAAGCACAGACCCGGAUAAUUUCCGACUCCCUCAAGACGAUAUUGAUGCCAUACAAUCUCUCUAUGGAAAGACUUCAAAUCCCAUUCAGCCAACUGGGCCUACCACACCUUCGAAAUGUGACCCCAACAUUGUAUUUAAUGCUGUCACCACUCUUCGAGGAGAACUGCUCUUCUUUUUAAACAGGUUUGUAUUUCGCAAACAUCCUCGAGGUGGUGAAUCUGACCUUCUUUUCAUCCAGGAACUGUGGCCAACUUUGCCAAGUGACAUUGAUUCUGCCUAUGAGAAUCCAAUUACUGGGGAAAUUCUUGUUUUUAAAGAAAAGAAAUAUUGGACUCUUGACGGCUUUGAUGUGUCCCAAGGACCCAGAAGCAUUGCCGAACUUGGAUUUCCUAGAAAUGUAAAAAAGAUUGACGCCGCCGUUCAUGUUGAGACUCUGGGCAAGACAUACUUCUUUGUGAAUAAUAAGUACUAUAGCUAUGAUGAAGACAAGCAAGCCAUGGAUAAAGGAUUUCCAAAGUUUAUUGCCAAAGACUUCCCGGGAAUGAGACCAAACAUUGAUGCAGCAUUUUAUUACAAAGGUCUUCUUUACUUCUUCCAAGAAAGCGUCCAGUAUGAAUAUAGCAUUGAGUCCAAGAGAAUCAAGCAAGUUCUCAGAAGUAACAGCUGGCUCGGGUGCUAGAAACAUGUUUUGCCUAAUUCUUGUAUAUUGUAGCGUCCGCUCCACGUCACGUAACUAUUCACAUGUGAUUUAGGCAGUGCAGACAUUCCCAACUGUGAAAGCGUCUAUGUAAGCCUUAUAAAGUAUUCCGGACAUUAGCCAUCAAGACAACUGUGCAGCUGUAUGUAGCAACGUAUUUAUAGCCAUUCUGAAAUAUAUAGUUUACAUAUUUUAAACUGACAUGAUAAUAAAGUAUGUUUUUUAUACUGUU
Messenger RNA from Bufo bufo (common toad), 1733 nucleotides. Its product is annotated as matrix metalloproteinase-18-like. Gene Ontology annotation, molecular function: zinc ion binding; metalloendopeptidase activity. The coding region runs from base 83 to 1483 and encodes 466 amino acids. The transcript has 10 exons. The record is from RefSeq and is a predicted model, not a curated record. Gene Ontology annotation, cellular component: extracellular matrix. Gene Ontology annotation, biological process: proteolysis; collagen catabolic process; extracellular matrix organization. NCBI's taxonomy places the organism in Eukaryota, Metazoa, Chordata, Amphibia, Anura, Bufonidae.